Messenger RNA from Pezoporus flaviventris, 2067 nucleotides. RefSeq names its product osteoclastogenesis associated transmembrane protein 1 (gene OSTM1). The transcript has 6 exons. Bases 1 to 915 code for a protein of 304 amino acids. Gene Ontology annotation, cellular component: cytosol. Lineage: Eukaryota; Metazoa; Chordata; Aves; Psittaciformes; Psittacidae. The record is from RefSeq and is a predicted model, not a curated record.
AUGGCGCCGCUGCCCUGGUCGGUGCUGCUGCCCGCCCUGGCUCUCGGCCUCGCGGCCGCCGUGGGGUCGCGCCGGCUUCCGGCGCUGGACGAGGCGGAGGAGCUGGCGGAGGAGCUGUGGGGGGCGGGGCUGCCCGGAGACCUGCCCGAGCUGGAGCCCGAGUGCCGCCAGCUCCUCGCCGACUUCGCGGAGGGCAGCGCGGCGCUGACGGGCUGCCUGGGCCGCAGCGCUCGCCCGGUGCGGCUGUGCCAGGCCUGCCACCCCUACUACCGGCACCUCCUCGCACAGUACGGCAACAUCGCCCGUGCCGUUGGGAAUUCUUCUGAGAGCCACAAUUGUGCCAAAAGCAUCUUGACCUCAGACAGGCUACAAAUAGUUGUGACCCUUUCUGACUUCUUCAAUGAAACCUGGGAGGCAGCCAACUGUCCAAAUUGUUUAAAGAACAACAGUGAGGGAUUAUCAAAUUCUACUGUAGAAUUCCUGGAUUUAUUCAAUAAAUCUCUGACAUGUUUUGAACAUAACCUUCAGGGACAAACCAUCCAUCUGUCACCAAAUAACUACACAGAAGUAUGUAAAAACUGCAAUGAAACCUACAAGAUGUUGAAUGACCUGUAUAACAACUUGCAAAGGAUGAACAGGCAAGGUGGUGAGUCUGGGCACUCCGCACACUUGUGUAUUGACGUGGAAGAUGCAAUGAAUAUCACUCGGAAGCUUUGGAGUAGGACUUUCAACUGUUCUGUUCCCUGCAGUGAUACAGUCCCAGUGAUUGCAGUUUCAUCCUUUAUUCUCUUCCUACCUAUUGUUUUUUAUCUUAGUAGCUUCCUUCACUCAAAGCAGAAGAAGCGGAUACUCAUUUUGCCCAAGCGCAUCCAGUCAAAUGCCAGUCUUGUGAACAUCCAAGAAAAAUACAGCUGAGCUGCGAAACAAAACCUGAGAACUGCUGCUGGUAUACAGUGGGUACAAUUGUGUUGGAAUGAGGCCGGCACAAAAGAGGAGUUAAUUAUGGUUUAGUGUAAUGAUACAGAGCAACACAAGUUAAACAAAAUGCUGUCUGACUUCUAAGCGAGCAUAUUAACAAACAUGACAAGGCAGGGCUGUGUGACACUGUAUGGACUCUGGUUUUGAAAAAUCUGUGGAUUUUUUCCGUUCAGUCUUGAGUUGAAGCUGGUGUUUUUCUGUUUCUAAGCUUUUGUACUUCUCAUCAAUAGAGUAGCUACACUUCUCUUGCAUAGUCUUUUUUCAUAUUUAUCUUAUUUGCUUCCCAGAAACCUAAGAUGCAGAAUCUUUUUGAGGUGAUUUUUGUAGACAGACAAAACUUGAAAUAAUAUUUGAUGUUCCUGCUUGAAACAUUAGGUUUAAUUCUCCAUAAUACUCAGUCUUGCCAGUCUUGGGAUGGACAGGAAAUCUUUAAAAAACAUUCCCAUCUUUCCUAUACUCCUCUCAAGUCAUGUUGCUGGUAUCAGUUAAAAAAAAGGCAAAAAGGCAUGAAAUAUGCAGAGAAAGUGAUGGGAUAGAAUGUCUAAAACCAGCAACAAAAGCAACAGAACUGCCAGUGCUGGACUAGAAUAGUUAAUCAUCAAUGACUACAGUAUUCGGUUAUCUCUGAAACAGACGGCAUAUUUAGUCAUUUGCACACUUCAACCACUAAAAUCAUUGCUUUCCAUAUGUUACGUUUUCAGAGGCUUAUUUUAGAUGCCUGUUCGGGUAACCAAAAGCUUCACUCCUUGUCUCUUUAUUGUGUCAUUUCCUUUCCUUUUUAAUUAUGAAGAGAUUUUUUUUCUGGUUUUUUUUUUGUUGUUUAUGUAGAGAAGUGAGGUAAAGUCAAGUCACUGGAGAUGCUGAAUUUCUUGGUCUAGAGCUUGCUAUGGCUUAAUACUGAGGUGUGUUUACAGGAGCUUUAUAGGGGGAAAAGCUUCUUUUUCUGGGGAAAAGCUUCCUUUUCUAGAUAAUACGUAUUUAGUGGUAAAUGAACCAGGGGGUUCUUUAACUUAAAAACUGUCCUGAAGGACAAUGAAGGUACUGUGUUGGGAAUUGAAUUUUCCAGGAAUAGUUCUUACAAGAAAACAA